GAGGAGGCGAUGAGAGGAAGCUGCAAUAAACACACAGGGCGUCUGCGCCUAUCUAAAUAGGACAAUAAAGUGAAAACGGUAUCAAUGCUCUAACAAUGGAUUUGUCACAUAUGGUUCUCCUCAAAGUUUUUCUCUUCGUGUACUUACUAAAUUGCACCGAAGGACAGUUUAGGAAUCCUCUGAAUAAGUACAUCCGUCACUAUGAAGGCCUGUCCUACAACACAGAGCUAGUUCACAGCAAACAUCAGAGAGCCAAGAGGGCCCUCUCUCAUGAAGACAAGUUCCUUCAUUUAGAUUUUCAUGCCCAUGGAAGGCAUUUUAAUUUACGAAUGAAGAGGGACACCACCUUGUUUUCCCCAGAUUUGAAGGUGGAAAUUUCAGGAGAAGAGAUUCCAUAUGAUACCUCUCAUAUCUACACUGGAGAAAUAUAUGGUGAGAAAGGUACCCUGACUCAUGGCUCCAUUGUGGAUGGUAAGUUUGAAGGCUUUAUACAGAGCUACCAUGGCACGUACUAUGUGGAGCCUGUUGAGAGAUAUCUGGAGGGCAAAGACGUGCCGUUCCACUCUGUCAUCUACCAUGAAGACGAUAUACACUAUCCACACAAGUAUGGCCCAGAUGGGGGCUGUGCUGAUAGCUCUGUGUUUGAAAGGAUGACAAAGUACCAAGCCUCAGCUGUAGAAGAUCCAGCCAAGGAGCUCCACACUGAGGCUGACUCUAACAACCUUGUACUGCUGAGGAAAAAGAGGAUGGCCCAGGCUGAAAAAAACACCUGCCAACUUUUCAUUCAGACUGACCACCUCUUCUACAAGUACUACAAAACCCGAGAAGCUGUCAUAGCUCAGAUCUCCAGUCAUGUGAAGGCCAUUGACGCCAUCUAUCAGGGCACAGACUUCAUUGGGAUUCGUAACAUCAGCUUCAUGGUGAAAAGGAUCAGGAUCAACACUACCAGUGAUGAGAGAGACAGGUCCAACCCAUUCCGCUUUGCCAACAUCGGUGUGGAGAAGUUCCUGGAGCUGAACUCUGAGCAGAACCACGAUGACUACUGCUUGGCCUACGUUUUCACUGACAGAGAUUUUGAUGAUGGGGUGUUGGGAUUGGCCUGGGUGGGAGCACCCUCAGGGAGCUCUGGAGGCAUCUGUGAAAAAAGCAAGCUGUACUCUGAUGGAAAAAAGAAGUCUCUUAACACGGGUAUAAUCACUGUACAGAACUACGCCUCCCACGUACCUCCAAAAGUCUCGCAUAUCACUUUUGCACAUGAAGUAGGACACAACUUUGGCUCUCCGCAUGACUCUGGAUCUGAGUGUACCCCAGGAGAAUCCAAAAGCCAAGACAUGAAGGAAAAGGGCAAUUAUAUCAUGUAUGCAAGAGCCACAUCAGGAGACAAACUCAACAACAAUAAGUUUUCCACCUGCAGUAUUCGCAACAUCAGCCAGGUGCUGGACAAAAAGAGAGGCAACUGCUUCGUUGAGUCUGGCCAGCCCAUCUGUGGGAAUGGCCUUGUCGAACUGGGAGAAGAGUGUGAUUGUGGCUACAGUGAUCAGUGCAGGGACCAAUGCUGCUAUGAUGCCAACCAGCCUGACAACAAGAAAUGUAAAUUAAAGCCCAACAAAGUCUGCAGCCCCAGCCAGGGUCCAUGUUGUACUUUUGAGUGUACUUACAAGGGUCGCAACGAGAAGUGCAGAGAGGAGUCUGAGUGUGCUCACCAGGGCAUGUGUAAUGGGGUCAGCGCCAUGUGCCCCACUUCGGAGCCCAAGGCCAACUUCACCGCCUGCCAUGGAGAAACUCAAGUCUGCCUCAACGGGGGCUGCUCCGGCUCCAUCUGCGAGAAGUAUGGGCUUGAGGCGUGCACUUGUGCCAGCCAAGAUGGCAAGGAUGAGACGGAGCUUUGUCAUGUUUGCUGCAUGGAAAAGAUGAACCCCAACACGUGCAGCAGCACAGGAUCAGAGCGACUGGCUCGUUUCUUCAAUAAAAAAGUAACCACGCUCCCAGCCGGCUCACCUUGCAACGAUUUCAAGGGCUACUGCGAUGUGUUCAUGAAGUGCCGACUGGUGGAUGCAGAUGGACCACUUGCCAGGCUAAAAAAGGCCAUCUUCAACCCAGAGCUCUAUGAGAACAUUGCAGAGUGGAUUGUGGCUCAUUGGUGGGCAGUGCUACUUAUGGGAAUCGCCCUCAUCAUGCUCAUGGCUGGUUUCAUUAAAAUCUGUAGUGUACAUACACCGAGCAGCAACCCUAAACUUCCCCCUCCAAAACCACUUCCAGGCACUUUGAAGAGACGACGAGCGCAGCAGCACGCUAACUCCCAGGUGCAGCAUCAGUCCCAGCACCCGCACUCCCAUCAGCACGGACACGGCGGACAUGGUGGUCAGCGGCAAUCCAGGGGACAGCCCCAGCGGCAGGCACAACCCCAGAGGCACCACCGUCAGCCCAGAGAGAACUAUCAGAUGGGCCAGAUGAGACGCUGAGACCCUCCACCCAGUCCCCCACCCCCCCAAUGCCUUGGCUCCUCCUUGUGCCUACAGAGGGAAACAAAAGCGUCACUCCAUCCAAAGAAAAGCCUGACAUGGUUGCUCAUCAUAUCCUCCUUCUACAGACAAACCACACACGGAGAAAACAAAACACUAUUUCACAACUCGUUUGGCUCUUUGUGGAGUGGACUCAACCAUCAGCCAUUUCCAAUGCAGUGCAACCAAGCAUUGUUUCCAUUCUAGUUUUUUUUCUUCUUUUUUCUUUCAUUUUUUUAAGGAGUGCCAAGGAGUUUAAGAAUCAUGUGUAGCUUCUACAUUCUGUGAUGUGAUUUUUCGUUGUAUUGCAACGUCUUUUUUGAGUGACAACCCCAUGGCUGCUGGUGAAUUGUUCUGUGCUUUUCUUUCGCCAUUCUAGCCAGGAAUGAGAGACACUCCGUGGGGAUUUGCGGCACUUUUGUGAUUUCCACAUGUCAAACGGCAAAAGACACAGACUCCGGUCUCCCGUGCAGACAGUCUUCUGCAUGUGACUGUAAAUAUUUAGUGUAUCAUAAGUGAAAACAAACUAUUUCUUCUAUUGUAAAUGUGUAAUUCUUCACUUAUUUUUCUUUUUAUGUCUUUUUUUUUGGUUAGUGCUCUCAGGAUUCUUAACACAUAAAUGAAGGAGCGAUGGUUGUCAUGGGUACCUUGGACAUUGCAGUUGAGUUCUCUUUACAGUCUAUUCAGGUGGAUCUCUUUCACGUCUUAUUAGAUAUCUAGGUUUUAAUUUUUAACAACAAGGUUGUCAUGUCCCACCUUUCCCCCUUCCCCAUCUUUUUUUUUAUUUUAUUGUUUGGCUACAAUAACAUUUUACCCAUGUUGUGCAACAAGGAAGAGGACGUAUAGCGUUAUGGGAACAGAAAGGGAAGAUCAACUAGUUUGGCACAUUUUCUGUCUUUAGCAUUUUGUUUUUGAUAAUGAAUGAAAACCACUAACAAGCUGAUGAUAUUCAGAUAUGAAGAGGAGGGGAAGUGAAGGCUGCUGUGGAUUAGUGUAGAAAUGAGAGCGUGUCAUGUUACAGAGUUAGUUUAAAUGAGUGUGGAAAUAAAUUUUUAAAAUGACUAAAAAUGUAAGAUUAAGUCAUUCUAUUCUUCAGAUAUCGAAUCUAAGAACUUUUCAAUGUGGGCAUGCAGACACAUUUAUUAAAUGUGACUAUUAAUUGACCAAGGUCUGUACUAUUUGUAUGUCACUCAACACUAUUUACUUUGACAGCUAUUAAUGUUUGUCUUAAAACACCUGGAAAGAGAAGCAUUAUGCAGCAGUAUUGUCGCAUUUUUCACUAACAUAUUCCUGUGUGUUCAUUUCAACCGCAGGAAGCAAGCAGCUGUUUGAUCUGUAUGUUUUUUCACACCUUUAAAAACCCUGCAGCUAUCUCCAGGUUGCUUCUCAUCGAGGACUGAAUCCCCUAAAGAGCUCAUGAGUGCAGGAUGUUUACAUCAGAGUGCCAUAAAUCUUUAUAGAGGGAAUCUCUGUGCGCAGGUUUUCUGAAAUGCAGGAAGCACCUGGAAGAGAAUGAAUGGAAAGGGAUGUGACUGUUUUUGUGGGAUUGUGUGACCUCAGGUGCUUUCUUCCUUCACUGCAGCAAAGG
Molecule: messenger RNA, 4089 nt
Organism: Melanotaenia boesemani (Boeseman's rainbowfish)
Lineage: Eukaryota; Metazoa; Chordata; Actinopteri; Atheriniformes; Melanotaeniidae
Product: disintegrin and metalloproteinase domain-containing protein 10-like
Exons: 16
Coding region: 96-2462 (788 amino acids)
Biological process (GO): membrane protein ectodomain proteolysis; Notch signaling pathway
Cellular component (GO): synaptic membrane; plasma membrane
Molecular function (GO): metalloendopeptidase activity involved in amyloid precursor protein catabolic process
Source: RefSeq, a predicted model, not a curated record